This is a messenger RNA of Effrenium voratum, 1761 nucleotides long. The record is from the annotation of a GenBank genome assembly. Lineage: Eukaryota; Dinophyceae; Suessiales; Symbiodiniaceae.
AUGAUGAACAACAAUGGUAAGGGCGCGAGUCUGUCGGCGCCCCAUGGCCCCGCGGAGCAGGAGGUUGUUGCCGAGGCCAUUCAGAACGCCAGCAUCGUGCCGGCGGAUGUGGACGCAGUGGAGGCGUACGGCGCCGGAGCGUUCCUGCCAGAUGCCAUCGAGGUGGGUUCCAUGGUUCGAGCCCACCGCAACGAAGAUAGGAAGGAUACGCCCUUGAUCCUGACAGCUGUCAAGAGUAGCAUCGGGAAUCAGGUGGAGACCUCCGGCAUCGUGGCCUUCAUGCGGGUGGUCAGUGCCAUCCGAUUUGGGUACGCCACGCCCAACCUGCACUUGCGGCAGGCCAAUCCCCACUGCGACCUGGAAGACCAAGCCGUCAGCAUCGCCACGGAGCUCAUGGAGUACCAGAAGCAGAGCGCCUUCGUGGGCGUGAUGUCCCGAGGCUUUGGGGGCUCGAACGUCUACACCAUAGCCUGGGGAUCCACAAGGGACAAACGUGAGCAGCAAGUGGUUAUAUCCACGAGAGAUAGCAUCAUGUACUGGCCGGGUGGUGGCGGCGCACUGGACCACGAGCUUCUGCCCGCGCGCUCGUACAUGAUCGUGGGAUCAUGGUCCCAAUGGCGCGAGGCGGAGCCCAUGGAGCCGGAAGGCGAGGGCACCUACAGCUAUGUGGCGGUGCUGGGGGAGACGAGGUUUGAGAGCUUCCAGAUCUGGUUGGAUGGAGAUUCUAACCGGGUGCUGCAUCCUGGUCAUUCCAAAGGGUACAAGGAAACCACCGUCUUUGGCCCGGAUGGCAUGGGUCAUGGCUGCAAUUGGGUCAUCGACGGCAGACAAGAGCUCCUGGCCGUGAAGAUCCCCAAGGAGUUGGGGGACAAGAGUUUGCUGCCGAAGGCCUUGACGGAGGAAGAACCGGUGCAAGACGGGCAGAAGUUCCCCUCUGCGGAUUACGGUAUGCCUGGGGACUCCUAUCGAAUCACCCUGCGCAUCACCGGCAGAUGGAGGAAUGUGACUUGGGAGAAGCUGCCGGCAGGGCAUCCGCAGGCGCGGAUAUCAGACCAGCUCGUGCAGGAGAGAAUAAGUCAGUUCUACAUCGCCGGAUCCUGGAACGACUGGAACCUCCAGGAGAUGACUCCAGCUGAGCCUGGGACGUACGGCACCACGGCGGUGCUCUGGCGUGGAGGUGGCGAGUUCCAAAUUCUACGGAACAGGGACUGGGCCCAGGUGCUUCACCCUAUGAGUCCCAAGGCCAAUCAUUUGGAGGCGAUCGGAGGUCCGGACGACAAGGGCCACGGGCUGAACUGGGCCCUGCAGGGCCAGGCUGGCGACGUGUACCGGAUAACCCUUACGCGCCUGGGCGAGUCUGGUGUGUUCGAGUACCGCCUCAAGUGGGAGCUUGAAGAAGAGAAGCCGAGCCAGACGCUUCAUGCGAGAUACUGCAUUGUCGGUUCGUGGGACAACUGGGAGGCGGCGCAGGACAUGGAGUUUGACGGCACCUACUACAAGUACACGGUCACCCUGGGCCUGCGCAAUGAGGAGAGCUUCCAGAUCCUCCUGGAUGGAUUGUGGGAAAGGACCCUGCAUCCAGACAGGCAGAAUGCGACGCCCUACGUGUCCCACGUGCUGCAGGGGCCCAGCAUCAGUGCCCAUGGCUUGAACUGGACCGUGGGCAGGGAUGGAGGCGCUUUCGGGACGAAGUACGAGGUGAGACUGCACCUUACAAAGCGGGGGCUGCCCAAGAACGUGGACUGGGUCAAACUUGCGUGA